This is a messenger RNA of Cucumis melo (muskmelon), 1595 nucleotides long. Its product is annotated as cold-responsive protein kinase 1-like. NCBI's taxonomy places the organism in Eukaryota, Viridiplantae, Streptophyta, Magnoliopsida, Cucurbitales, Cucurbitaceae. Gene Ontology annotation, biological process: protein phosphorylation. Gene Ontology annotation, molecular function: protein kinase activity; ATP binding. The transcript is spliced from 8 exons. Bases 1 to 1515 code for a protein of 504 amino acids. The record is from RefSeq and is a predicted model, not a curated record.
AUGGGACUAUCCAAGUCUAGCAUUUUGGUGUUUUGGCUUUCGGUUUUAGUCGUUUGUGUUACCUCCGUCGCGGGUGCUCGGAAGCCGUUGUUUUUGGGUCACAACGGUGUUAGAGACAACAAAAACAGCUUAACAACUACACCGGGGGAGACGACAAUCAACCGGUGCAAGUACUCGAAGAACAACGCUAACGACCUCCAUUGUUGUGAGUGCUUCUUCUUGAGCUCUAAGAAGAUGAUGAUGAUGAUCAAUAAUAAUAAUGGCACCAAUUUUGAAGAUAAAAGGGCCAACUCAGGGAUGCCUCGCCGAAUACUUCAAGGAAGCUCUAAAGAUCAGAUGAAGAGCUCUUCAUCUCUGCUACAGUCUCCAGUUUUCUGCUUCUUCCUUGGGAUGUUAGCUGUGCUUGUUAUAUUGCUGAUUCUCAUAUUGAUCUUUAGGAAGUCUCUUAAACAAAAUAAAGUGGUGAAGUUGUUAACACAAAGUGGAACAACUCAAGCAUCAACAGAUUUGUUAAGCGAUAACCUGCAUUCUUUAAGUUACUUUGACUUUCACACACUGAAAAAGGCAACAAAGAAUUUUAACCCAAAGAAUCUUCUAGGCCAGGGAGGAUUUGGACCUGUCUAUCUGGGUACACUUGAAGAUGGGAGGUUAGUUGCAAUUAAGAAACUUUCACUUAACAAAUCCCAACAAGGAGAAGCAGAAUUUCUAUCAGAAGUCAGACUGAUAACAAGCAUCCAACACAAGAACCUUGUUCGCCUGCUUGGUUGUUGCUCCGAUGGGCCUCAACGGCUACUGGUGUAUGAAUACAUGGAGAACAGGAGUUUAGAUCUCAUAAUAUAUGGUGGAAGUGACCAAAUCCUCAACUGGAACACCAGAUUAAAGAUUAUCAGAGGCAUUGCCAAAGGGUUGCAGUAUCUUCAUGAGGAUUCCCAUCUAAGAAUAAUUCACCGAGACAUCAAAGCAAGCAAUAUUCUUCUUGAUAACAAAUUUCAACCGAAGAUUGGUGAUUUUGGGCUGGCCAGGUUCUUCCCUGAUGACCAAGCUUACCUAAGCACUACAUUUGCUGGAACUCUAGGUUACACAGCGCCAGAAUAUGCAAUUAGGGGAGAACUGUCAGAGAAGGCAGAUGUAUACAGUUUUGGAGUUCUUGUGCUUGAAAUCAUCAGUGGCAGGAAAAACACAAAUCUUUCUUUACCAACCGAAAUGCAGUAUCUUCCUGAAUAUGCAUGGAAACUAUAUGAGAGGUCAGCACUGAUCGAACUUGUGGAUCCAAAGAUGAAGGAGGGUGGAUUUUUGGAGAAGAAUGUAGCACAUGCAAUUCAAGUUGCAUUGUUAUGCCUUCAACCUCAUGGCAAUCUAAGACCUGCAAUGUCUGAGAUUGUUGCCAUGCUAACAUACAAGUUUGAAAUUGUUCAAACGCCUUUAAAACCAGCUUUCUUAGAAAGAAGGCACAAAAGGAACAGAGAUCUAUCGUUGAGUAGUUAUGCAGAUACCACUCCAUCUCCUUUACAGUGAAGGCAAUGCCAAUGCCUAUUUUGUCAUGGAAACGAAACUUGCUCUCUCACUUGUAAGCCAUUUCAUUUUUAUCACAUUGG